CGACAGCGGCAGAAGAUGGCGGCGGCCGCGGGCUGGGCGCUGCUGGCCCUGGUGCUGUGUGUGAGCGCGGCGGCCGCGGCCGGAGGGCCCGAGGGGAAGCGGCGGGCGGGGCCGCCCAAGAAGAAGGACAUUCGGGACUACAACGACGCGGACAUGGCCCGGCUGCUGGAGCAGUGGGAGAAAGAUGAUGACAUUGAAGAGGGAGAUCUCCCCGAACACAAGAGGCCUCCAGCACCAAUAGAUUUCUCAAAAAUUGAUCCAGGCAAGCCUGAAAGCAUCCUGAAGCUGACAAAAAAGGGGAAGACUUUGAUGAUGUUUGUCACAGUGUCAGGAAAUCCCACAGAAAAGGAGACAGAAGAAAUCACCAGCUUGUGGCAGGGCGGCCUCUUCAAUGCCAACUACGACGUGCAAAGGUUUAUUGUCGGCUCCAAUCGGGCCAUCUUUAUGCUCCGUGAUGGUGGCUAUGCCUGGGAGAUCAAAGACUUCCUGAUAAAUCAAGAAAGGUGUGCGGAUGUCACUCUGGAAGGUCAAGUUUAUCCUGGCAAAGGAGCAGAUGAAAAUGAGAAAGGGAAAAACAAAACGAAACCUGAAAAAGCAAAGAAGAAAAAAGAUGCUGAGAAGAAAUCCAAUAGCGUUAAAGAGGACAACCGAGCGACCAAACAGAGAGAGGAGCUAUGACGGACGCGUUACCCAGACUGAACCCUGCUCUGCUGCUCCUUGAAGGGAAUCUCCUUAUGAGUCCUGGGUUUUGGGGGGUGGAGGGGAGGAAGCAGAGACUACUGAGGUUUAAAUUUUUGUGUUGAAAUUCACCAGUUUACUCCUUACUGUUGGCCAUUUGUUUAGUUACGGGAAAGAUGACACUUCGUACCGGCAGUUGACUACUUUAGUUUGUAAUUUUUUUAUGCUUUUGUAGUUGUUUAAAAUUAACAUACAAAUCUGUGUGUCUAACAUCAAACUUAAUUUAAGUGAAAAAGAAGAAUUAUGGUCUCAGAAUACACUGAUGUUCAUCUGUAGAUAUCCAUCUUGGAUGUGCAAGUUGGUCAUUGAUUCGCAGCUGCUGUCAGACAGCCAAGUGCAGUGCGAAAGGAUUCUCUUGGAAGCCAGUUUGACAGACUCAGCUGGUGCAAAACUCCCAAAGUUGCAAAGAACAGUGUUACAGUGGCCAAAGAUGCCUGAAAUUACAGGGUUUAGGACGUGUCUGGUUAGACUGCUUGUUUAUUUAAAAUAAACUUUAACCUGUUCUGUCCCAAGAAAUCCUUGGAAGUGCUAAGGAGCAUGGUAGAAGCUAGGCAGGUACUCAGCUAAUGCACUCCAAAUCCCUGCAGAAAGGAGAUUCUGUGCCCUUCAGAAGUUAAUGGAAUUACAGCACCUGCAUGAGCAGUAUUGGGGUGAAAGGAAAAGCCAAAUUCAGGGCAUUCAGAACUGUGCCUGUGGAAGCAAAUGUUUUGUGUGCCCUGUUACCCAGAUGGUGAGUGAAAAGAAAUAGCUUUAACUCUGAAGUUAAUUGGGUUUAUUGAUUUAACGGUUUGUUUAAAUAUUUGAAAAAGCACUAGUCACAAUGCAGAGUUAAACUUUUAGUUAGACAUAUCACUUACUGAUGGUUAAUAACCAGAUUUGGGUUUGGGGGUUUUUUUUUGGGUACAAAUUCCUGACUGAUGUGAUCGAUUGUAAAUGACCACUUGAUUUGAAUACUACGAAGUUUGAUGUAUGGGAGCAAAUACUUUAUAUAAUUGGGAAGGUUAUGUUGUUAGUCAGAAUGUAUUCAGUCAAAAGCAUUGCUCAGAAUUGUUUCCCUUCUGCCUUACUCUCUGUUAGGGACUAAAUGCACCUAGUAGUAUGGUCCACAUAAUUUUUCAGAGGAUGAGCACAGUAUUAACUGUCUUCAUUCAAUGCUAGUAAGAUGUUACUUUUUAUUUAAGGUGCUAAAAUCCAAGUGUUUUGGAUAAAAGGUCCUACUUGAACCAUAAUGGUUGACCUUGUGGAAUACUUCAGUAUCAAAAGUACGAAACUGUGUUUGUUCUAAAAUAAAAGAUGUCACUAAACUUAUUGUUUCACAGAGUAGUAAACCUUUUAAAUAAUUCUGCAAUUGGCUAGGUAUUCCAGGGGCAGACUAACUCAUUUUUGGUUUCUGUAUGUAAGGACUAAAUGAUGAUGAUGAAGGUUCUGGGUGACCCAUUUUAUUUAAUUUUAAUUAUAUUUGUGUGAAUUUAGGAUUAAAGAAACCUUUCCAGCUGCACUUCAUUAAACAGGUCUGUGCCUGUUUGAAUGGAAAAAUUAAAAUCAUGUUUUUCUUCAGGAUUAACUGUAUUAAUUUUUAUAUUCUGCUAUUAAUCCAGAUGUGCAGCGCAGUUGAGAAGAGUCUCAGUAGACAUUUGGGUGGGAGAGAUGUGCAGUCCAUUUCUUGUUCAUAAUUUGUGGCAUUCAGAACAUAAUUUAUGAUUUAGUCACAUGUUUUGGGUUUACACCACCCUUUUUAAACAGUAUUGCUUCUUAUCUCAAGAGAAGAACAGAGGUGAGAUGAAACUAUAAAAAUUAAAUAUUAAUGAGUUUUUUUCUUUUUACAACUUAAAUCUGUAGUAUAGAGAUGACAAUUCAGAUUUUGAUCAAAAACACUGAAAAUGCAGUUUUUGUAGUUCUCAUGUUAUGAAACAUAAACAUGAUUUUUUUUUUUUUUUGACAAAUUGGGUUUGAGAAUGUUUGAGAAACAAUUACUGCACUAAAGCUAUAGCCUAGCUUUUGAGAAUAGAUACUUUAGUCAUUCAUAAAUCUACAUUUACAGUAGGUUGGGGUUUUCCCCUUUGUAGUUAAAAGGAGCUUUGUCAAAAUUCAACCAGGCACUUGACCAGGUUUUUUUGUUUGAUUGUUUCUGAGUCAUUAAGUUGCUUAUGCCAAAUGCAGGUACAUCUUGUGCCCCAUAGCUUAUUAAAAUUUCAAAGUGUUUAGGUUUGUUUGGGGUUUUGUUUGUUUGUUUGUUUUUUUAGGUUUUUAAUAGGUAUGAUGACUUGGCAGUUGCUUUUUGAUAUAAAAUACAAAAUGCUGCCUUCAGGUAGGUUUUUUUGUCUUCCAUUUUUCUUCUCUCUUUUUCAUGCUUUAUACUCAACACAUACUGAAAUACACUAUUAAGUAUAAUGUGGCAGUGUGGCAGGAACUGCUUUACCAGCCAGUCUUUCUCUGAUAUCCCAGUUCAUUACUCCAAAACAACUUAGAUUGCCUUUUGAAACUGGCAAAGUCUUUGAGACCCUUGUACUUGUCCUGGUACAGUGUUACAUAAGCAAAUUUUAUUUGGUGAUGAUUUAAGAAGCCCAAACGCUAUCACGCACAUAAAUAUAUGUAUAUAUAAAAAUAAAUGUCUUCAAAAAGUUACUUAAGGUCACCAACGUUCUAUAAGUACCUCAGAAGAUGGAUUCUUCAUUGGAGUCUUAUCAGGCUUUCAGUAACAUAUUUUUUUGGUUCUACAUCCAGGGCAUUCAGAUACCUCCUUUAGAACUAAUUUCAACAGGUAGGGUGGUACUUAUAGCUCUUAGUAUUUCCUUUUUAUUUCAGUUCUAUACAGAGGUACAUGGAAAAUCACCUGUUUUCAUGACAGCUAAGUGUCUGCUGGCUUUCUCCCCCCAUCUUAUUGGUUUGUCUGUUUAGUGUCAUAACUAACUUUUCUAAGUUACUGUUAUAUUUUUAACACAACUGUCCUUCUCAGAAAAAAACCCAGUAGUUUGUCAAUGAUACUACACAAGAUGUGGUUGCACUUUGUGAAAAAUUUCCAAUGGACAAUCAACUUUUUAUGUAAUAAAAUACUGGAAAAAAUA
Chiroxiphia lanceolata (lance-tailed manakin) is the source of this 3803-nucleotide messenger RNA. RefSeq names its product mesoderm development LRP chaperone (gene MESD). The transcript has 3 exons. Gene Ontology annotation, biological process: protein folding. NCBI's taxonomy places the organism in Eukaryota, Metazoa, Chordata, Aves, Passeriformes, Pipridae. The record is from RefSeq and is a predicted model, not a curated record. Bases 16 to 678 code for a protein of 220 amino acids. Gene Ontology annotation, molecular function: low-density lipoprotein particle receptor binding.